This is a messenger RNA of Nothobranchius furzeri (turquoise killifish), 3009 nucleotides long. Its product is annotated as cell division control protein 42 homolog. Gene Ontology annotation, cellular component: dendritic spine. Gene Ontology annotation, biological process: endocytosis; establishment or maintenance of cell polarity; Cdc42 protein signal transduction. Gene Ontology annotation, molecular function: protein kinase binding; GTP binding; GTPase activity. The record is from RefSeq and is a predicted model, not a curated record. NCBI's taxonomy places the organism in Eukaryota, Metazoa, Chordata, Actinopteri, Cyprinodontiformes, Nothobranchiidae.
AAAACUGAAAAAGAACCUUGUAUUCUAUCGUAACACUUUAUUUAGUCAUUGUUUACGCUGUUAGUGUGUGGAUAUAUAUAAUUAUACCUGCUAACAGCUGUCCAAACAAACUGUAUCCUUUAGCUAACUUUAAGCUAGCAGCGUUCGUAAAUCUGCCCAAAAAGUUACCGAUGCAGACCAUAAAGUGUGUGGUGGUGGGUGACGGUGCGGUGGGGAAGACCUGCCUGCUCAUCUCUUACACCACCAACAAGUUUCCCUCAGAAUACGUCCCCACCGUGUUUGACAACUAUGCGGUGACGGUGAUGAUCGGCGGAGAGCCGUACACCCUCGGACUCUUUGAUACUGCAGGCCAGGAGGACUACGACAGACUGCGACCCCUCAGCUACCCUCAGACUGACGUCUUCCUCGUCUGUUUCUCCGUCGUAUCGCCUUCCUCCUUUGAGAACGUCAAAGAAAAGUGGGUUCCUGAGAUUCAGCACCACUGCCAGCGGACGCCGUUCCUGCUGGUCGGGACUCAGGUGGAUCUGAGAGAUGACGGCAACACUUUGGAGAAACUGGCCAAGAACAAACAGCGCCCCCUAGCCUAUGAGAGCGGAGAGAAACUGGCCCGCGAUCUCAGAGCCGUCAAAUAUGUGGAGUGCUCGGCUCUCACGCAGAGAGGACUGAAGAACGUGUUCGACGAGGCCAUCCUGGCAGCUCUAGAGCCUCCAGACACCAAACCGAAGAGGCACUGCUUCCUCCUAUAGACGCCUGAGGAAGAGGAGGAGGUCGUCCUGAACGGGAGUACUGGGGGGAGGGUGGGUGACGUUUCAGCUGUGCCUUCAUCCGUAGUGGCCUAACGAGGGUGUGGUGUUGGAACGGAUUUCGUUUCCUAAUAGAUUCCUGAUAUAACUAACACUCCUCACUAACCAGGAAGCAGGCAUUAAUCGGGGGGAAGUGGGCGGAGCUACUGAGGCUUGAACCUGAAAUUUCUUGGAAGAUGCAAUAAAACGAAGUCGCUUUUACAAGUAAAACUGGAAACCAGCUCCUCAUUUGGAAAAGUCGUCUUGCAAUAAUCCAGAUUUAAUGUAAAUGAAUCACGAGGCACUACGUUGUGGUUAAAUCCGUUCCUCUACGAUUAUACGCCAGCUUUUACGCACAUAUAAACCAAAAAGUAACAUUUUUAUUCCGUUGUUUGUGGAACAUUUUCUAGCACAGAAACUUGUUUCUAAACUAAAAUGUUUUUUUUCUGGAAAGACUCAAAAAUCCGCUGUUUUAAGUUUUCAAAUACAGAAAACCUCAAAAUCAUAGAAAAAUAUCCACAAUGCCUUAUUUCCUUAUGGAUGUGAAGAAAAGUAGAUGCGAGUCGUUGACCUUCCCCGGAUCCUAAAGGACCUUAAUCUGUGUUUUAGCACCAAUUUAGCCUUAAUAUAAAUAAACCAACUCAAUCUGAGCGUUUUUUUUUUUUUACCAUUUUACUUUGAAAGGAGCACGCACCAGCUCUGUUAAGUUCCUGUUGCUAUGUUCCUGUUGCUGUGUUCCUGUUGCUGACGGCUUUGGGGAAUUUUGAACCCAACUCCAAUCCCGACUUUUAAAGCUUUAUUACUGAUAAGUGCUUAUUUAGCCCUACAACUGCCUCGGGGAUGACACCACAAACAUGGAGGAGCUUCCUCUGAGUUAAAACGGUCCGUCUGGAUUCUCGUUGCACCUUAAUCCGACAUCUCUCCAGCUAAUCUGUUUAAUCAGAUAAACGAUUCCCUGAGAAACGCCUUUCUGCUUAAAUCGGAUCAGAACAAAUGUUUAUGGAGGAGAAACUCCUUUGUUUCAUUAGUUUUAGUAGUUAAAUGUAAAACUUCUGUUUUAGGAACUCCUCGGAAGUCUCAUCCCGUUUUCUCUUAUUGGGGAAAGCUCGGUGUGAAGGUUGGUCUUUGGAGUUUUAUUUGGCCAAAGAUGGACUAAAUCCAUGCUUAAAAACGUAAAACAAACGUCAGAAUAUGGAGCUAAAGCUACACUGUAAGAAAGGAUGUGUUGUAUUAACCCAGUUAUGUCGACUGGUUCCACUAAACCCAUUUGUUUAAUGUAACGUAAAAUAGGGAUGCAACAAAACCACUUUUUUCCAAACCGAUACGAUACCGAUACUUGGAUCUGAGUACUCGCCAAUACCGAUUACCGAUACAGAUACUUCUACCACACAAAAAAUGCAAUGAAUUGGAAUACAGGUUUUAUUUUCUUCUGUUUUCAAUAGGAAAAGACUGUGAGGUAGAGAAAAAGUAAUAUAAGUGAUCACAAAACUAAAAUAUUAGGUGAACAAGUUACAGUGAAGUCACAUUCAAGCAACUGCAUUGGUAUCAGUUACUGGUAUUUGUUAACUUUUACCGAUACGAUACUGGUAUCAGUAUCUGUAUCGAUACCAGUAUCGUAUCGGUGCAUCCCUAACAUAAAACAAUGUAAGUUACUCUUUACAUCCAAGCAGCUAUGUGGAGUGGAACCAGUUGUUCUAACGUGGUUAAGUUAAUUAAACAUAAACCUUCUUACAGUGUAGAUCACUAUAAAAAAUGUUCUGCAUGCGGUUCCCGGCUCGUAUUUUGAGGACUCGAAUGAUAUCGGAGUGAGCGACACUAGCUUCCUGCUUGGAUUUGGUUUAAAUUAAAGCCCUGAGAACAAUUCCAACCUUUAAACGGAUCCAUUUUCCACGGAACUGAUUUUCUUUUUCUUAUUUGCUGAUUUAGCUAUUUUCUUCUCUGAUUUUAAGAGUAUUUAAUUGUUUCUUUAGAAACAAUGUUUAAAGGUUUUUAGACAUAGAAUUUUUUUAUUUCUUUUCAUUUUUUUUGAACAACACGACUUUAAGUGCCAACAGAUUAGAAAUCAUCGGGUUGGUUUGACAGAAUUUUAUUAUAAGCUUUUACUGGAGGAGGAGAGAAUUUAUUUAAAGCAACAUUUACAGAUGCAGUAAUCUGUAUAAAGAUUUGAAUGUUUGAGGGUUAGGAUUAGAAAUAAUGAAAAUAAAACUUGAACGUUGUUUCAUCCAGA